Messenger RNA from Leptinotarsa decemlineata (Colorado potato beetle), 6109 nucleotides. Its product is annotated as cilia- and flagella-associated protein 47. Gene Ontology annotation, cellular component: cilium. Gene Ontology annotation, biological process: cilium assembly. Gene Ontology annotation, molecular function: protein binding. The record is from RefSeq and is a predicted model, not a curated record. Lineage: Eukaryota; Metazoa; Arthropoda; Insecta; Coleoptera; Chrysomelidae.
UUCGAAUGAAACCACUUCCCAGAGGACGAUAUCUUGCUUCAGGAAUGAGUAUAACCCGAACGAUCUUCUUGACGUACAUAAGUGCCAUGGCUGUGCCUCAAGCGUGCUUGUCAAUCUACGUUAACGACGACUUACUCUUAUAUGAGAUAGAAGUAUACAUCAGUUCAGCCUACAUAUCCAUGAGACCCAAAAUCCUGAAUUUUGGAGAAAUAGACGUCGGAACAGCUUCAGAACAGAUGGGAGUUCAGUUGAGUAAUUGUGGACAUAAAGGAUCAUCGUUUGUGGUGGAUUUAGGCAGAAAUGAUCUGGAAUUGAUAGUCCAUCCGAUGAAGGGAGUUAUUAAGCCAUCAGAAACCAUUGAAAUCAGAGUAGAAAUUUUGGGAACUCAAGAAGGAACAUUUUUGAAAGAGUUUUGGAUCAAAACAGAGCCCCCUCAACGAGUGUGGAUCACAGGGACGUUUAUACGGGCUGCUCUGGUAAUUGAACACCCACUUCCCAUUUUCGAUCUGACUCUGAUAGAUUUUCCAAAAACGUAUUACGGAGCACAAAGCAAGAGAACUCUGGUUAUUGAAAACAACAGUUCUACGGCUAGUAUGUUCUGUACGUUGGCAGAACAACUUAGGGAAUAUGUUUUUCUUGAGGAAGCCAGAAAGACUGACGACAAUUUGAAAUGUUUUUGUAUAACACCGAGAGAAGGCAGAUUGUCAGCAAAGCACAAAUACAUUUUGGGAGUCUCAUUCAUUCCACAGAAAUUAAAAAAGUUUUCACAGAAUUAUUGCAUGGCGUUUAUUCGAAUACUGAAGGUGAACUAUAGGGAUGGCCUUAUUGAUGAUAAAGACAUUGAAGUGAAGACGUUUGCUAGCUCUGCAGAGUUAGACCAAUACUCAAUCGCCUCUUUGCACGAAGUCGGUAGUUUUGAUACAGAAGAACUGGAAAUGUCCAAUGGCUUCCUCAGGGUUUGUCUCUACGGAGAAAUAGAAGAAGCAGCAGUAGAGCUCACGCCAAAUGCCAUCGAUAUAGCUCACCUCCUAGAGGGAGAAACAUGUAUUCGAACAUUCAACAUAAGAAAUAAAUCGAUGAGCUUGCCAAUUAGUUUCAAAUACGACAAAAUUGCUUGCAUCGAAUUAGAGCCAGAGGAACCGACGUUGAAUCCCAACGGAAAUAUCGACGUUUCGAUUGUGAUUAGACCUACAAGGAUUGGUGUGGUGGAACAGAAAAUUAUGUUGCAAUUGCUCUACCGAUGCGACAACGUUUCUUAUGAAGUCGGGAAAUCUUUCAUUUUCCUACGCUACUCUACCUCCUCAAACCCAACGUUAUCUAGGUCGAUGAUCAAGCCCAAAUUCAAUUUGGGAAUCACUCCAGCUAAUGCAAAUGAAGUUGGGUUCUUGGUCGACGAUACAAGGUACAAUUCCACGAUCAAAAAGCCCAUCAAAGCAAUUGUGGAUGAGGAUUUUGAACGUUUCAACAAAAAUAAUGCUAAUUUGAUAGCUUUUCCGAAUGAUAGGGCGGGUAGUUUACGACCAUGGCGAUGUGACGUUCCGUGUACUACAAUAUUCGCCAAUAUUCCACGAUAUGUGAAUACUCAAGACAAAUAUAUUUUAUCAAAAGCUGAGUUGGAGAAGAAGCAAAAUGAGAAGUCAUAUUAUUUAGAGUAUUUGCGAUCGACACACACGAAAACAGAAACAAGUGAAUCACCUGGUGUAGGACCGAAAGAUUAUGAUAACUCCAACAAAAAUUCAUUAUUGAUGAAGAGAAAAUGGGUGUAUAAUACUUGCUCCAAACUUGAUUUCAGAGAUGAACGUGUUUCUCUGUUUAUACCGAUGCCACCAGAAGAAUUAUUAAAUAUUCAGAUAACGCCAAGAUACAUCCAGUUGGGAAAGAUAGCUCCCUUUACGUCUUGUUCCGAUUACUUUGCUAUUGAGAACAAGAACGAGUUUCCCAUAAAUAUAUCAAUAAGGGCUCUCAGCAACUCGGUAGUCAUAAAAGGCAAAAGACGGAAAACCAUUGUAGCUCACAAGACAGAGAACAUUUAUUUUGACUGCUACUCGCAUGGGCUUGGCAAAUACUAUGUUCCGGUUUAUAUAAUAGUGAAUGACUGCCACAUAUUCGAUGCCACAGUUUUUGCCGAAGUAGUUCCUACCACCGUGAAAAGUUCCCAGAAAGAAAUAAUUAUAUGCCCGCGAAGUCAUUCAGCUUUCUUCGAAAUGCUCAACCCUGUCAACUGCAACAUCGACUUCAAUUGGGAAAUUCAGGAUGCAAACUAUAAAAUCGAGCCGCUCUUUGGCGAUGUUCCACCAAGAAGGAAACUGAUUUGUGAAAUCAAGUUCGCUCCUCAAAUGGACGCUAUUUUCACAACCGAAAUUUACCUCCUAUCUCAAAGUGGGGCCAAGGAAAUCAUCAAAGUUGUUAACGAAAAUAAAAAAGCUGAGGUUCUAUUCCACACUCAGAAUCUCGAUUUUGGUGAUAUACCGUUGAAUUCUGUGGUGACGAGAAAACUGAUACUGAAAAAUUUUUCCGAAGAAGCUGUUAUAGUGAAUUUAACGAACCCCAAUCUGAUGAAAGGUGUGAAAGUCCAUCCAACAGAAGGUACUUUGGGAGCACAUUCCAAUAUUAUCUUCAGAGUGUCCGUUAAAUUCAAAGCCGUAGGUAAUUUCGGAUGUGCUCUGGUCUUCAGGAUUCAGGACGAAUAUAUCCAUAGAGUCGAAGUCACCGGAAAUAUCUGUUACCCGAAGUUUUCCAUCGAACCAAAGUUCAUACAGAUACGUAAAAUAGAAACAGGGGCAAUACACAGACGUAUCUUCAAGGUUACCAACGCUGGCGUCACGAAAAACUCGAUUUCGUUCUUCUUCCUGAAUUUUCCCGAGUUUUCCGUCACCGACAUCGAUAGGCGACCCAUUGAAUCGGGGAUUGAACUUGAGCCCAACGAAUCGAAAGACCUCUAUUUGGAAUUCAAGCCCCACGAACCGACAGCUUAUUCAUUAUUCUUCCCGUAUAUUCUGAAUGGUCUUAUUGGACCUCCUGUCUUGAAUGACCCUAGAAGUUUGGACCCCCGUCAUUAUUUCAGUGAGGUUGAAGGGCUGCAGAUUUCUCCUGAAUGCCCUAACACCGUACCUCUAGUCAGAGUGAGAUGUGCAGCUGGAGAAGCCCUCUUCACGUUUUCGACUCUGGAUUUGACAUUUGUUUACCGACAAGAAAUUUGUCAGAGUCACUUCGAAGUUACGAACGUGUCAAAUUCUGUGCAUGUUUUGGUUUUAUCAGUGGCGGAGGUGGUGAAACCGUUCAGUAUUGCAGUUGAGAAAUGUGACAGAAGUUCCUCACUAAGUAGCAAGUAUCAUCAAGUAGAAUUAGGGCCAAAUGAAAAAGUCGAUUGGGUAGUCAAUUACGAACCAACCGAGUAUGGACAAUCCGAUCUAUAUCUGCCAUUUGGUAUUGAAGCCAUCAAGAAUGGUCCGUCCAAUUUUCUAAGGCUCUCGGGAACUUAUCCUGAACCCAAAUUCCUCUGCGAGUCAAAAGUAUUAUACCUGCAAACGAUUCCUGCUGAAGAAUGCAUCUCCAAAGGGGUACGUUUUCAACUGCUGAAUCAUAAAGGAGAUUGUUCAAUAGUUUCUGAGAUAACUCAUCCCGAUUUGACAUCGAUAUUCGAAGAGAGACCCACUGUGUCUGAAGACGAGUCAGAGCUGUUCAUGUGCGUAACGUUCAGGCCUCAAAGUGAAUGCACGGUAUCUUCAGAGAUAAAAGUCAGUUGCACGUGUGGUACAUCGUUGGAAUUGCUGGUUAAAUGUGCUGCUAAGAACUGUAGACUGUUGUGCUACAACUUUUAUCUAGAAGAGAAAUUCCAGGAGAAGAAUGAAAGUUUCCCUUAUUACCCUUUUGACACCACUAAUGAAGGCUUUUUGGAAGGGAUGGAUGCCAUUGUGGCCAUCGUUGAAAAGUUUCUUUACAGCCAAGGGUUUUUCUAUACCGAUUUCUUCAAGAUACCUGAUGGUAUAUCGAUGUAUCCAUUCGGAAUUUAUAGGGAGAAAGGAAAAACUAGGUCUGUUAAAGAUGAAAAGACCAAAAAGAUAUCAGAAAAUCUGCCGUUGGUUCAACUUUUGAUCAAUUUGCUUGAUGAUUCUGUACUUAAUUAUUUCAGAUAUGGGGUGUCCAAACCAAGUCUGAACGAUUUAGAGGGAACAGUAUAUGAUUACGGAAUCUAUAAGGAUAUGAUGAAAUUCCUCAAUAUCAACGACAUUUUCGUUCAACAACUGAGGCCAGAACUCUUGUUGACAUACGAAAGAUAUGUUGUUUUCAAAAACCGCUUAACCGAUAAGGAUAACUGUAUAGGUCAAUCUGAAUCUCUCCUGCCCGAAGAGAAAUUCCAUUCUCUGAGUAAACAAUGUUGGGUGGACCUCUUGCUGGGAAUUUAUAAGGUAUUUGUGUUCGACCGAACCUUACAAGUUGGGAACAUCAAACCGAAACCGUGUUCGACACCAGAAGUCUCGAUAUAUGCGAACGAAUUUGUUGAAUACUAUGAUAAUAAUAUAGGUUACUUCCAAAACUGCAACGAAAAUGAGGCGAAACUUAUGUUAUGGCUUGAGUUUCACUUCAACAACCAGAAGAAAUUAUUAUGGCCGAAAAGCGAUAUGAAACCACGUAAGAUCAGGUCAUUAGAAGAAGACAUUAAGGAUGGUUUACCUUUCGUCACCUUGCUUUCUGCGUAUUGCCCGUAUAUAUCUGACUUUCUGAGAGAGUCGUACAGCAAUCCUACUUCAACAAGUCUGCUUUUUCACAAUGCAUGUGUAGUAUCAGACUCAUGCACUAAAUUGAACCUUUCCUAUGCAAUGGAUCCACGUAGGAUAUUUGAACCAAUUGGCGUAGAGAUUACCAUGUUUGCAACUUAUUUGUAUGGGGUUCUCCCAAAUUUCUACCCUUCCGAAACAAUACCUAUAAAUUCGCCUCUUGGAGAAACCGCAGCCAAUGAAAUAGAACUGAAGAAUUGUGGAGCUGUGCCGAUAGCAUACCAAAUCAGUUUAUUCUUGAACGAAUCCGAAGAAUUCGAAAUUAGUUCAAAUACUGUGAUAGUUAAUCCUAAGAAAAUAAAAAAAAUCAAAGUGGAGUAUACUGCCAAGAGUUUCCUGGAAUCCAAAGCAGUUCUGGUCCUAUCAGGGGAAACGGAUGGUUUCAGAUUUGCGAAAAGUAAAGCCGUUAACUUGAUCGGUAUCCCAGACAUUUUUCACUUCACAGAAGAAUUCAGUAUCAAAACAGAUAUGUACAAGCCAGUAACGCAUUACUUGGUCAUUUGUUCUCCCUACGCCAGAAGUUACAUCGCGGAAACUUACUUCUACAUCAAAACAGGAGGCGAGUCAAGAUGCCUCAAAGAUUUUGUGUCGGUCAGUUCACUGAAGAAAGAUAAAGUACCCAGGCAAAUUUGUAUUGAUGACUGUUGUGUCUUCGAUAAUGAAGGAAAAUUUACGUUGACUUUGAAAUUAUGUUUCGUCACUUGUGGACUGUAUGAGCAUUAUAUACAUUUCUUGAACAAAGAAGUCGGAGUUUUUUGCAUAAAAUUGUUGGUUGACUGCACGUUAUCGGAUAAAACCAGAGACGACCUGGUUAUUGCUCUUCCCACGAAUUCAUUUGGGGAUUGCAAGUGCAAAAAUGGGGUGAUGAAUUACCUUUGUCCAAGGAUCAUAUAUUUCGAUAUUCCCUGUCGUAACAAUUAUCUGCUUGAGGGAUUGAGGAAAAUGAUUGAAGUUUGUGCAGAUUCAAACGAGUAUAAGUUCUGGGAGGAGCAUUUAGUAUACCCUAAAGGAUUCCGCAUACUAGGAAAGUACCUGGAAAAUACAUUCGAUGAUAACUUGAUUGAUUUCAAAAAUGUACUGAACCAGACGAUUUCCUUCGAUACGAAAGUUAAAGGAAAAAAAUUUUCCGUAGUUCCAUCCUUCCUCAUCCAUGAUGUUACAUGUGGAGGAGGACAUAAAAUAUCAAUUCAUUGGAAUGUCGACGAGAUUCCGAAGAAGGAAAUAUUGAUAUUGACAGCUGCGCAUGGUCAAGAAACCAGACGGUAUCAACUAUUUUUUAAAAUGAAGUGAAUUAUGUCGUCUAUAAAUAAAAUAAAUGAGUACUGUAUUUA